GGGAGAAGGCGAGGAAGGCCCUACUCUGGACAGCUGAGCCCCGGGGCUGACGCAGGAAUAACCUACCCUCUGCCUCACCCACGCCAGAAGCUUCGCUACAAACAGGAGCAGCCAAGCAGACCAGCCCCUGCCCCCUAAAGUGGCUUCCCUCCCGAAGCGGAGCACACAGGCCUGACAGCUCAGCGGUGCGAGGCGGCGAGGUGAGGUGGCUGCAGCCCGCGGUGAACAUCUGAACUCCUCAGAGGGGUAACAGACCCCCACACACAGAUGCAGCCUGAGUGGCAGGAAUACUGAUUCUUUGGAGAGUGGCUCCCUCUCAGCUCUGUCACGCAAGAGCGCUCUCUGCACUGAGCCAUUCUGCCAAGUGACUUAAAGGGAUUUAAAAAGACAAAAAAAAAAAAAAAAUCUUGGUAAAGAAAAGAGGGCAGCAGUCCCAGCAGGGACAUUUCUGGAGAGGUGCAGCCUGUGGACAAAAGACCAAAGUUACAAAGAGCUGUGGUGGACGUGGUGGCCAGGGAGAGGCCACACCCCCCGGGGACUGGCGCUGGGCUGUAGGGCAUGCCCUGCUCAGGAGUCCCCGGGGGUGCCCUGUGCACCCCAAGCACACAACCCUCGCUCCAGAGAGCCAAGCCAUCAGUGCCUGCGGCCUAGGGUGCCAAGGAUGCAGCUUGGGACCUGCAGCCGUUUCUGAGGCCUGGCCGCAAGGAAGACUACAGGAUUUGGAUACUCUCUGUUGCCUCCGUGCUCCCUCUGCCCCAGGGUUGUAGUCUGUGGCUUUGAGCCUGCUAGUGACAUGGGGCCAAGGAUGUGAGUGUGGCCUGGAACUUUGAAGCAGUGACCCGUGGGACCCAGUGGCUCCAGGGAGCAGCAGGAGGAGGUAACUGAGACUCCAGGUUAGGUGGGUCAGGCCUCCAGCAGCCAUCCACCAUGGUGGUGGCACACCCUGCUGCCACCGCUACCACCACACCUGCUGCCACUGUCACAGCCACUGUCGUGAUGACCACAGCCACCAUGGACCUGCGGGACUGGCUGUUUCUCUGCUAUGGGCUUAUUGCCUUCCUCACGGAGGUCAUCGAUAGUACCACCUGCCCAUCAGUGUGCCGUUGCGACAAUGGCUUCAUCUACUGCAAUGACCGGGGACUCACAUCCAUCCCCUCAGACAUCCCUGAUGAUGCCACCACCCUCUACCUACAGAACAACCAGAUCAACAAUGCAGGCAUCCCUCAGGACCUCAAGACCAAGGUCAAGGUGCAGGUUAUCUACCUGUAUGAGAAUGACCUGGACGAAUUCCCUAUCAACCUUCCCCGCUCCCUGCGGGAGCUGCAUCUUCAGGACAACAACGUCCGCACCAUCGCCAGGGACUCCUUGGCUCGCAUCCCGCUGCUGGAGAAGCUGCACCUGGAUGACAACUCCGUGUCCACCGUGAGCAUCGAGGAGGACGCUUUCGCUGACAGCAAGCAGCUCAAGCUGCUGUUCCUGAGCCGGAACCACCUGAGCAGCAUCCCGUCGGGCCUGCCCCACACGCUGGAGGAGCUGCGGCUGGACGACAACCGCAUUUCUACCAUCCCCCUGCAUGCAUUCAAGGGUCUCCACAGCCUGCGGCGCCUGGUCCUGGAUGGCAACCUGCUGGCUAACCAGCGCAUCGCGGAUGACACCUUCAGCCGCCUGCAGAACCUCACAGAGCUGUCGCUAGUGCGCAACUCGCUGGCUGCCCCGCCUCUUAAUCUGCCCAGCGCCCACCUGCAGAAGCUCUACCUGCAGGACAAUGCCAUCAGUCACAUUCCCUACAACACACUGGCCAAGAUGAGGGAGCUGGAGAGGUUGGACCUGUCCAACAACAACCUUACCACACUGCCCCGAGGCCUGUUUGACGACCUGGGGAGCCUGGCACAGCUGCUUCUCAGGAACAACCCCUGGUUCUGUGGCUGUAACCUCAUGUGGCUGCGGGACUGGGUGAAGGCCCGGGCCGCGGUGGUCAAUGUGCGGGGCCUCAUGUGCCAGGGCCCUGAGAAGGUCAGGGGCAUGGCCAUCAAAGACAUCACCAGCGAGAUGGACGAGUGCUUUGAGACGGGGUCACAGGGCGGUGCCGCUAAUGCAGCCGCCAAGACCACAGUCAGCAACCAUGCCUCUGCCACCACGCCCCAGGGCUCUCUGUUUACCCUCAAGGCCAAGAGGCCAGGACUGCGCCUCCCCGACUCCAACAUUGACUACCCCAUGGCCACUGGUGAUGGCGCCAAGACAUUGGUCAUCCAGGUGAAGCCACUGACAGCAGACUCCAUCCGAAUCACAUGGAAGGCCAUGCUGCCCGCCUCCUCUUUCCGGCUCAGCUGGCUGCGUCUGGGCCACAGCCCGGCUGUGGGCUCUAUCACAGAGACCCUGGUGCAGGGGGACAAGACGGAGUACUUGCUGACCGCGCUGGAGCCCAAGUCCACCUACAUCAUCUGUAUGGUCACCAUGGAGACUGGCAACACCUACGUGGCUGAUGAGACACCUGUGUGUGCCAAGGCAGAGACAGCUGAUAGCUACGGUCCCACCACCACGCUCAAUCAGGAACAGAAUGCUGGCCCCAUGGCGGGGCUGCCCCUGGCUGGCAUUAUUGGUGGUGCUGUGGCUCUUGUAUUUCUCUUCCUGGUCCUGGGAGCCAUUUGCUGGUACGUGCACCGGGCCGGUGAGCUGCUGACCCGAGAGAGGGUCUACAACAGGGGCAGCAGGAAGAAGGAUGACUACAUGGAGUCAGGGACCAAGAAGGACAACUCCAUUCUAGAGAUCCGUGGCCCAGGACUGCAGAUGCUACCCAUCAACCCUUAUCGCUCCAAAGAGGAGUAUGUGGUGCACACCAUAUUUCCCUCCAAUGGCAGCAGUCUCUGCAAGGGCGCCCACACCAUUGGCUAUGGCACCACACGAGGCUACCGGGAAGCUGGCAUCCCUGACGUGGACUACACCUACACAUGAAGCCAGCCGCCCCGGUGUGCUCACGGGGCUCUGUCUAGCCCGCUGCAACACCAGGAGCCAGGAAGAAGAGAAACUCCACACUGACUUUCCAAGCAGAAAGCAUAGUUUGGGGAGGGUUGGCGAUUUUGCAGAACACAACAGUGGGGUUAAAAAAAAUUAAAUACAUAGAAGGCAGGAGGGGGAUUCAGCAUUGUUGGAGAUGUAAUUUAUACCAGAUCAUGAGAGUUAAAGACUAAAAAUAAUCUCGCAGGAAGGGUUGGGUUGGGUUGGGACUUUUUUUUUCCUGAACCAGAUUGAUACUACCUGUACAACAUUUGUAUGCACCUCGAGCUCCGUCAGGACCGUUGGAGAGAAGCAGAUGACACAGACACGCAGACAUGUGACGGCAUGGAGCCCCCCUCCCCCAACAACCGUCCUUCUGGCUGCUCACGGGUGACAACUCAAUGAAAGGUUUUCAGGUUUCUCACAAAAGAGCCAGGGGAGGAAAAGACUUUUUGCUAUGGAGACAGUGUCCUGAAAUCUCUUCCCUGGUCUUUUCCAUGCCGUUUCCUUCCCAGAUCUACAGAAAUAUGGCGUUCUCCGACAUACUCUCAACAAUACCAUAGUCGAUAAAAAGACAAAUAAGUCAAACUUUUCCUUCCAAUGCUGAGCACUUCAGUUCCACUCACCGAACUCCGUGGAAGCUCUGAUGAAAGCCUUCCCUGCCACAUGAAGGCGACACCUGUCUACCCACCUAUGGCCGUGCCCUGUGUCUCAGUACUGAUGGGUAGCCAGAGCUGCGGGCUGUCCCCUCAGCACUUCUUGGGUCAGUUCUUGACAUUUUCUCAGACAAUAGAAUUGCAAAAAUCUUGCUUUCUCCUAGAAAUCAUUGAGUAAGUAAGUAGACCGUGUGUAGGUGGAGGGGAGCUGCCUCAGUCCCGGUGGUAGGAAAAGCCUCAGUCCAGUGGUAGGAGAUCCUGUGUCGGCCAGCCCAGAGCCAGGCCACUCCCCUUUCUGAUAUCGAGAAAAGCUUUCCUUGACGACCAGUGCCCUCAUCUGUCUCUCCCCCAGUAGAUGCUAUCCCCAUAAUAGUGUUUACUCUUUCUCCUAGGACAGGUAAUUUAUAAACAGGGACUGUUUAUAAAUAUAUGUGCGCACACACACACACACACACAUGCACGCACGCACGCACACACACACACACAUCAGCUAGCUAGACCUACUGGGUUUCCAUGGCUGCCCAAACAAAGCCCAGAAAAAAUUAAAAAAAAUUUUUUUUUUUUGCAGAAAAUCACUAGGAGACAUCAGCAAACACACACACACACACACACACAAUAUCAGUCAUGCCCACACUGGGGGUUCUGUUCUCAAGAGGGAAAAAUCAGAUUUCUUUGUUAAAAAAAAAAAUCACCCUCCAAAAGGGUACUGACCGGGCCCUCACAAGAGCUAAGAUUUUAUUCCUUCCCUGUGGAAUCAAUGUCGUUAUCAUUUAUCAACUGACACCACAGUGUGGUGAGCCAUGAGAUUAAAACCAUGAUAAAAUAAUGACAGCAAAUCCGGAAGGGAGGGAAGAGCGGUGCCUGGGGUUCUGAUGUCUGCUUCGUCCUGUCCUCGGGAGCCCGGGUCACCGUCUGUCAAUGCAUCACUGUGCCCUGCGCUGGGAAAAAAGUCAUCAAAGGGAGGAGGACGCUGGUGUGAGGGCAGCUGGAUGAGAAGGGGACCAGCUCCUGACGCUGAUGUUUUCAAAAGACCUCUGCCACUCCAUCCAAAGCAAAGGCAGGAAGAAGAGGCCAGGCCGCUGCCCAGCGUGUACCUGGUGGGGCAUCUGCUUGCUGGACAUUAAAGAGUCAACUAGCCCUUCAGUGAAGAGAAAGAGAUAGAAAGAAAUGGACCCAGCAGGUGCCUCAGAGUAGUGGGAAGAGACACAAGCUCCUGAUCAGAGCCCGAGGGGUCAUCACACCAAAUGGAGACCCCCAGCCCACCAGCCCCAGGGGAUGGCCAAGAGGUUCGGACGUGGGUCAUACCGAAGGAGACCUUUCUUCCUCUUCAUCCCAAGUCAUUUUUCUCACUUGAUGAGGUCAAGAGAGGAAUGUUCCUGAGCUUCGGAUUCAGGUCUGUAUAAACAUGUACCCUGGGGCCUGCAGUCCCCAAUGACCCUGGUGAUGGCCUAGUCCUGGCAGGCUCAGGAGACCCAUUGGUAAGGGACAGGUAUGUAAGGGAGAGUCCCAGAUGCUGAGUGAGGCAUGCAGGGCACUAUGCCCUACUUCUCUGGGGCCUCAGGAAAAUAAAACUCCACGUCCUCACCUCUGCCUCGAGCCUGUAACUUGCCCUGCCCCAUAGACUUUCGUGUCCCCCUUUCCUAUUCCUGCCCCAGGGAGGGUCUUGUGGUCAAGUUGACAUUUAGGAACAGCUGGUGGCCUAAACCCUGGGAGCUGCCUGGAAGGUCCUACCUGGAGAUUCAGGAGUCUCUAGGCCAAAUGCUUGAAACACCUGGGCUGUGGUAUUUCCUGCUCCAUCACCCAGAGUAAGCCUGAUGUACAGGAGCCGUGGCAGUCACAGGCAGAAUGUCAGAUUGAGGACCAGUCUAAGGGGGCUCACUCCAUCAUACACCCAGCUGGAGAGCCCAAGGCUGGCAUUGACCCCUAAAAAGUGCUAGGUGCUGAUCAGAGUGAGCACUGCCCAGCCAUGGCCCCUCCUGCAGGCCCAAGCAGGCCCCAGCAGGCCCCGCCUCCAAGAGCCCUUCCUAGGUCAUUUCCACCCCUUCUGGUCCUAGCAUUUUCCCAGUACCCUUUAUUCUGUGUGUGUUGGGGAUGUAGGAAUAGUGGAGACUAAAUCCAGGGCCUAGCAGUGCAAGGGAAACACCCACCACUGUGCUACGUCCCUAGCAUCCUUUCAGAAAGCCCCCAAAUGUGACCCUUGUCCCAGUUCUCUAAAGGAGACAGAAGAACCUGGCUUCUGGCCUCACAAUACAACAGAAGAGGUUCAGGGCACCCAGCCUCCUCUAGCCUCAGAAGUGAGGGAAGCCAGGGUUGACACUGGAAGGCCAAUGGGACCCUUGUCUGUGUGCAGCUGACAUUUCCACAGGGAAGUCUGUGGCUGGCCAGCCUGACCCUCACAGUUUCUAACCAGCCAGAGCAACCUCGUGGCCUCACCUCCGUGGCCUCAGCUCUGGGGCGUGUGUUCUGUGGCGUUUAAGGCAAGCUUAAACUUUAAAAAAAAAAUCACACACACAAAAAGCCAGUGACACUUCUCUGGUUAAGUGGUUUACCCUUCGUGGUAAUUAGAUGCAGCGAUUGGAAUCUCUUUUUCUAUUACAUGGCAAUUUUACUUUAAAUUUCCUCUUAAAAAAAAAAUAAAAGAACCGGGAAAGAAGAGGCAAGGAGGGAGAGAGGCAUCAGGGCCAGGGGCAUUUGCAUUUUGCGAAUAAAGCCUCUGGUAGGCUCAGCUCGGGUGUGCGUGCAGCCCAACGUAUAGAAUGCUUAAGAGAUUACUAAGAAUAAAAUCUAUUAAUUAGUCAUACUCAAUUCCGCAGACAUGACGUGAAUCCAAAGCUCCCUUUCUUCCCUCAUCUGCACCCUCUUCCUGAGGAAGCCUCCAUCUUCCCUGCAAGGCUGCCUCCUGGCCUGCCUCCUCCUCGGUGGAGCUCAGCCUUGGCCUUGUGUUGUGGAUACUGACCUGGAGAACAGGCGUGGGGACACUGCACCGUCCUACCCUGGGCAAUGUUGGCAGGGGAGGACAGCCUUGGGAAGACAACUGAGGAGUCCAGCCUCCCCUUCCUGGGGCCGGAAGGCCAUCCCUGCCCGCUCCAUGCCCCUCCUUCCUUCUCAGAACCGCUCUCCCAGAGUUUGCAGUAGUCAGCUGCCCAGCUCAGCCCUGACGAGGGAGCUAGGAGCAUGUUAUACAGAUUCGAGCUUCCAUCCCUAAAGUGAGGGCAUCUGGGGCAGGUUCUUGCUUCACGAAGGCCCUGUGAGAGCAAACCCUCCAUGCUGAGUCUGGGAGGUUCUCGUGGGCUCAGGGCAGUGGGGAAACCGAGCUGGGUAGGAAGAGUGGCGGCGGCGUGGACUCGGAGUCCACAGAGGGAUGGGCAGUGUGUCUGGAAUGGCCUCCCAACCCGAGCUUCCUCCCUCACUGCCCCUGGCAAGAGAGUAAGAAACAAAAGUCAGAGCCACGCUGAGGGCCCUUCCCGCCCAGCCCCCCACAGGCCAGUGAGUCCGAAGCCAGCCCUCUCCAGACAUCUGCUUUCCACUGAGCA
Molecule: messenger RNA, 7183 nt
Organism: Apodemus sylvaticus (European woodmouse)
Lineage: Eukaryota; Metazoa; Chordata; Mammalia; Rodentia; Muridae
Gene: Flrt1
Product: fibronectin leucine rich transmembrane protein 1
Exons: 2
Coding region: 928-2952 (674 amino acids)
Molecular function (GO): protein binding
Source: RefSeq, a predicted model, not a curated record